This is a messenger RNA of Acipenser ruthenus (sterlet), 622 nucleotides long. RefSeq names its product mitochondrial ribosomal protein L57 (gene mrpl57). Gene Ontology annotation, cellular component: mitochondrial ribosome. The transcript is spliced from 2 exons. Lineage: Eukaryota; Metazoa; Chordata; Actinopteri; Acipenseriformes; Acipenseridae. Bases 155 to 469 code for a protein of 104 amino acids. Gene Ontology annotation, biological process: mitochondrial translation. The record is from RefSeq and is a predicted model, not a curated record. Gene Ontology annotation, molecular function: structural constituent of ribosome.
GCUUGAACGUUUACGCUAUCCGUAGUGUUCCUGGCAAACAGGAAGUUGAGGUCAAAAGCUGCAUGGAAGGUGAAACAGGCUGAAACAUUACAGUAUUUUCAACAUUGAACACAUUUUAUCAGCGUGGUAAAGGUUUGAAGGCCAGAUCUCUAAGAUGUUCCUGACGAUGGCUCUGUUCAGGAAGGGGAUCCCUGGCAAGCAGUGGAUCGGAAAGUACCGGCGGCCGCGACAGGUAACCUGGCAGAUGAAACGUAAUAUGAUUGAAAGGCUGGAGAUCGAAGCUGCGAAUGAGUACUGGCUGAGCCGGCCCUACAUGACCAGGGAGCAGGAGCAGGGCCACGCCACAGAACGCCGUCUUCAGAAGUGGAUCGGCAUCAAGAGCUCAAAAGCAGCUAACUUUCCAGAACACACAUUUUUGGGCGAUCACCUUAACCACCUGAAUGUCACCAAAAAGUGGACAGUAUCUUAGCAACACAUUGCAGAAGCAUUGAUGUCUUAAUAUCACCAGUGUUUAAAUGAAAAAGAGAAAGUUGACUGGGUGGCGUGAGGGAGCCUAAUGUAUGAAUAUGUAUUGUGUACGUAUAUUAUUAAAGGUGCUGGAUUAAAUCGGAAGACAACUUGA